CCUCUUACGACAAGCCUAACCACCAUUACAUGUUAGGUCAAGUUCGGGCCGAGUGUGCGAGUACAUUGCGGUGGAGGGGCGAGUUGACAAAGAUGCAGUGGUUAAACGCUUUCAAGGCAACAACAAUAACAGUGAUUUUGAUUACCUUUUUGGACUCAAUUGAAUUUCAACAAAGUCAGUGUGGAACGGACACAAUCAAAAGCACUGCACCUGAAUAAAUAUUGGAAUGCUAGCAGCUCUGAUGUCAUCAUUUAUUCUCAAUUCUUCUAUUCUAUUUUAAGAUGCAGUGGUUAAACGCUUUCAAGGCAACAACAAUAACGGUGCUUUUGAUUACCUUUUUGGACUCAAUUGAAUUUCAACAAAGUCAGUGUGGAACGGACACAAGGCAUAGUCAGGUACUGAUACUUGGAGCAGGGGCAUCAGGUUUGGCGGCAGCAAAGACUCUGGGCGAAAGAAACAUCCCUGACUAUAGGAUACUUGAAGGUUCGAAUAGAAUUGGCGGGAGGGUCAAAUCUGUGACAUUUGGCGGCAAGACUGUUGAAGAAGGAGCGAACUGGGUGAUAGGAAAAGAAGGCACCCCUCUAUGGGAUGUUGUCCAGAAGUACAACGUAUCAGGUAAAGCAUCAGAUCGUGGCAGUGUUUUAAUCAGAAACGUUCACGGUGCUAAUGUCACGGACACAGAAGGAGAAGACGCAUGGAUCAAAUUGGAAGCAGCAAAAAGGACCGUAUCCGAGAUCUUCAAAUGUGUUAAAAACAAGAAAUGGGGGGACAUGUCUGUACGAACCUGCCUAGAUAUUGGAGGGUGGUCCCCUAAAACGCCUGUUGAAAACGUUGUGGAGAUAUUUGACUAUGACUUUGAGUAUGGAGGAUCCCCCGAAGUGACUUCCUGUUAUGGUGUUGGUAUGACUGAAGAUGCUGUCAACGAUAUGUACUACAUUAUAGACGAAAGAGGUUAUGAGUAUAUUCUGAAGACAUAUGCUGUUGAUGCAUUGACACCAAAUGAUCAACGGCUACAUCUGAAUGAAGUCGUCACAAGUAUAAACUACAGCGACACUAGAGUGGCAGUUACUACCCAGAGCGGAAAGGUCUUCACGGCCAACGUAGUCAUUGUAACUUUCAGUAUUGGUGUCCUGCAAAGCGGUUCUGUGAUUUUCAACCCACCACUCCCAGACUGGAAGAUCGACAAUCUGUUCCGGGUCCGGUUCGAAAACUAUGUUAGUGUGUAUCUCAAAUUCCCUAACACCUCAUCUAGGUUCUGGGAUAACACUGAAUAUAUCCUGUACGCUGAUGACAGAAGAGGUGUGUUUCCAGUCUGGCAGAACCUAGAGGUUGACGGACUAUUUCCCCCUGGAACCAAUAUUCUCAAGAUGGUCACACAAGGGGAAGAUGCAGACAGAGUGUCCGAACUGACUGAUGCAGAAAUCACUGGUGAGGUGAUGGCGAUCCUCCGGCGCGUCUACACGAACGUUGUCGAUCCGGAAGAUGUAUUCAUCACCAACUGGAAGAAUAACCCAUUGUACAUGGGAAGCUUUUGCAACAUGAAAGCAUCGGCAUUCAGGUCGGACAUCUUUGAAGCUAUAAGAGCUCCGGUGAGAAACGUCUUCUUUGCAGGGGAAGCUUUUGAUAGUGAGUUCUCUUGUUAUUCAACCGGGGCUGCGAGGAGCGGAAUUUACACUGCAAAUGAAGUGUCUGCAUACGUUUCAUCCUAGCUGCUGGUGCCCUAUUUCAUCAACCAUUAACAGACAUCCAAAACCUGUACAUCUUUUACCUUACCGUUUAUUGAUAUGAAUUAUUGAAAAACGACCUACACAAUAGUGUAAGAAAUUAAACUACUG
Molecule: messenger RNA, 1835 nt
Organism: Haliotis rufescens (red abalone)
Lineage: Eukaryota; Metazoa; Mollusca; Gastropoda; Lepetellida; Haliotidae
Product: polyamine oxidase 1-like
Exons: 6
Coding region: 282-1709 (475 amino acids)
Molecular function (GO): oxidoreductase activity
Source: RefSeq, a predicted model, not a curated record